UUAGGUAGUUAUGACCAUGAUCACCAGCACUCUGUCCAGCAGCGAGAUCGCAAACAAGGUAAACCCUCCCAAAACUCGGAAAGGAAAGAAGAUCCUCGAGUCGAGAGAAUCCCUGAUUGUUGAAAAUGACAAGAAAACGAUCAUCCUGAAGGGAGCCAGCACAAGUGGUAUAGUUAAUGACGUUUUAGCGGAUCUAUUUAAAGUCAGACGACAAAACUCAGCGAUGAUGAAUCAGAAUAAUCCUUUCCUCCCAUUUGAAGAUUCAGCGCCUCUCUGUGAGCUGAUGAAGAAGAAAGACGCCAGUUUGUUUGUAUUUGGAAGCCACAACAAAAAGAGACCCCACAACUUGGUCUUUGGUAGAACUUUCGAUGGAAAGAUUCUCGAUAUGAUAGAAUUUGGGGUAACAAACUUCAAGAAACUGAGCCAGUUCAAAUCAACUAAAGUUCCUCUGGGUGCCAAGCCUUGUUUAAUUUUCAAUGGUGACGUGUUUGAAAAAUUUCCCGACUGGGGGAUUAUUCAGAACUUUUUCUGUGACUUUUUCUGUACCACAAAAACGAGCUCAAUCAACCUUCAAGGACUCGAAUACGUAAUAUCAAUCAGUGCAGUUGAACCAGAUAACCUCCUGAUAAGAUCAUAUGAAGUGAACAUGAAGAAGUCCGGAGCUGAUUCCCCUUACGUUGAGCUUGUUGAGAUUGGUGUUUCUUUAGAUUUAAAGUUGAGAAGAUCUCAAUUUGCUCCAGCGGACAUCAGGAAGCAUGCAUUGAAGGUUCCCAAAGCAGCGAAGAUUGGAAAGACAAAGAAUAUUACACACGACAUGGCGGGAACCAAACUUGCUACUGUUCACAUGACCAAGCAGAAUAUUCAGGAGAUGCCUCAAUCCAAGAUGAAGGGAUCGUCUAAAAAGAGGGAGGCUAAAAUGGAGGGAGCAGUUAAAAAGGCAAAGGUUGAAAAAGUUGAAAGUUCGCCAGAUGUUGAGGAAGAAGCUAUGGAAACUUCGUGAAGAGGGUGUGACGGGCUUUUUAAUCUUUAACUCAGAGCUGACUUGACGAGAGUUUAAUUUAUUUAUUUUAUAACGGUGUCAGGAUUUUUAUUCGAACCAGUUUAGUUGCAGUUUUAUCCGUUUU
This is a messenger RNA of Bolinopsis microptera, 1124 nucleotides long. RefSeq names its product ribosome production factor 2 homolog. Gene Ontology annotation, biological process: ribosomal large subunit assembly; maturation of LSU-rRNA from tricistronic rRNA transcript (SSU-rRNA, 5.8S rRNA, LSU-rRNA). The transcript has a single exon. The record is from RefSeq and is a predicted model, not a curated record. Bases 11 to 1000 code for a protein of 329 amino acids. Gene Ontology annotation, molecular function: rRNA binding. NCBI's taxonomy places the organism in Eukaryota, Metazoa, Ctenophora, Tentaculata, Lobata, Bolinopsidae. Gene Ontology annotation, cellular component: nucleolus.